AUGAGUCGAAGGAAAGGCACCAUUUUGCCACCCCUUAUUAAAACCAUUACCUUCGCACUUCUAACAUUCGCAAGCAACUCUUCCUUCCAGAGUAACCUUAGCCAGUCGUGCAACGGACAAAUAUGCCUGCUUAGUAGCAACGCGGAAGGAGCGAAAAUUGGAGGGCAACUCGGAAGGCCACUCGAAAGGCCACUCGCAAGGCAGCUGUGGAGCGAACUAGACGCGGAGGAGCAGGAUCAUUAUGGCACCGUGAAAAGAAAAAUCAUCGAUCUGCUUCAGGAAGAUGACAAAACUUUCGGAAAACGGUUACUCGAAUUGGUGAAUGAUGGCUACUUCGUAAACCAGAUUGGUGCGCUACCACACCACGAUUGCAUGGAGGAAAAAAUUGGCUCAGGAAAAUUUAAAGAUAGCAUGGAAAGCUUGUCGUACAGAUCAGAAGAGAGCAUCUUAUCCGAAAAUCCAUAUGACUCCUCCUUCACUUUAGAUGACUACUCGCAAAAUGGGCUGGAUCAUUUACAUCACAGGGGUGUCCACAGAAGGGACUCCAUGCCAUGGUGCCAUAACGAACUCAUAGCGAAGAACUCGUUCGAAGAGAACCCCCUCACUGAGUUUUACAAAGGCGAAAUGCUCUUAAGAAAGAAACAUAAGUCCAAGCUUAAAAGAAAGUUAAGAAAAUUAGACGCUAAGGUGGAGGUCGAGCUCUUGCGACUGAUGAAAAUGGAAAUAAAUAAUCAUACGGGAAUUAUUGGAUCGGAUAGAAAAUUACAAAAAAUGAUUUACAUUAAAAAAUCGUUGAAAUUAUUUUCUCCCAUUUUAGUUAGCUCAGUUAUUUUCUUUUUAUCUAUAAUAUCUAUCACAACUGCAACAACUCUCCUCGCCCCUGGUUUCAUCAUGUCUGUAAUCAUAGCCUUCCUAUCCUAUGGAACUUUCUUUACAAAUGGAAUUUACUUCAUAUACAAAUUAAUAAAACUGGAUCGCAUGAAGAGCGUUUUUGAGAAAUUUAGGGAAAGUCAUUUAUAUCUAUAUCAUUAG
Plasmodium cynomolgi strain B is the source of this 1032-nucleotide messenger RNA. RefSeq lists its product as hypothetical. The record is from RefSeq and is a predicted model, not a curated record. Lineage: Eukaryota; Apicomplexa; Aconoidasida; Haemosporida; Plasmodiidae. The transcript is spliced from 2 exons. The coding region runs from base 1 to 1032 and encodes 343 amino acids.